Messenger RNA from Naumovozyma dairenensis CBS 421, 2352 nucleotides. It is a transcript of the gene UTP4, whose product is annotated as small subunit rRNA maturation protein UTP4. The record is from RefSeq and is a predicted model, not a curated record. The coding region runs from base 1 to 2352 and encodes 783 amino acids. Gene Ontology annotation, cellular component: small-subunit processome; 90S preribosome; t-UTP complex. Gene Ontology annotation, biological process: maturation of SSU-rRNA from tricistronic rRNA transcript (SSU-rRNA, 5.8S rRNA, LSU-rRNA). The transcript has a single exon. Lineage: Eukaryota; Fungi; Ascomycota; Saccharomycetes; Saccharomycetales; Saccharomycetaceae. Gene Ontology annotation, molecular function: RNA binding; protein binding.
AUGGAAAGCAAUAUUAGUGUGCACACAACAACAAUAAUGACUGAGGAAGAAACUAAUCACACCACCAUGACGAAUAGUCAUCAAGAAUUACUCGUCCACAGGUCUCGUUUUGUUGACUUGACACCAGGUAACAUCACCGCCUUAUCUUUCUCUCACAAGAGCACCACAAAUAAGUUAACUCCCUCGAGUUUACGAUUAGCUGUCGGGAGAUCAAAUGGUAAUAUUGAAAUCUGGAAUCCACGUAAUGAUUGGUUCCAAGAAUUGAUCAUACAAGGUGGGAAAGAUAGAUCCAUUGAAGGUCUCUGUUGGUACAAUGUUCCUGGUGAGCCAUUAAGAUUGUUCUCCAUUGGGGGGUCCACUAUGGUUACUGAAUGGAAUUUGGCUACUGGGUUACCUUUAAAAAAUUAUGAUUGUAAUGCGGGAGUUAUUUGGUCAUUGGCCAUUAAUGAAUCUCAGGAUAAAUUAGCUGUGGGUUGUGAUAAUGGUACUGUUGUUGUGAUCGAUAUCUCUGGGGGACCGGGUUCAUUAGAGCAUGAUACUAUAUUGAUGAGACAAGAAGCAAGAGUCUUGAGUUUAGCUUGGAAUAAAGAUGAUUUCGUUAUUGGUGGUUGUUCGGAUGGCAGAAUUAGAAUAUGGAAUGUUCAGAAGACAACAACAACAACUACUACUGCUACAGAACAUAGAGGCCGUCUAUUACACACAAUGAAAGUGGAUAAAGCCAAGAGAGAGUCGACAUUGGUUUGGUGUGUCAUAUAUUUACCUCAUACUAACCAAAUUGUCUCAGGUGACUCUACUGGAAGUGUCAAGUUUUGGGAUUUCCAAUAUGCCACUUUGACCCAAUCAUUUAAAUCACACGAAGCUGAUGUACUUUGCUUAACAACAGACGCUUCCAAUACCCAUGUUUUCACUGCAGGUGUUGAUAGAAAAAUCUUCCAAUUUUCUCAAAAUUCAUCUUCAAACCAAUUAUCCGGUAAAGAUAGUAACGCCAUAAAAUGGGUCAACGCAUCAAACAGAUUAUUUCACGGUAAUGAUGUAAGAGCUCUAUGCUCUUAUCAAUCCAAAGGUGCUGAUUUCCUUGUAUCCGGAGGUAUCGAGAAGAGUUUGGUCAUCAGUUCAUUGUUAUCAUUUUCUGAUGGGAAUUAUAAGAAAAUGCCAGUUGUCGUUCCAUACAUGAAAAAUAUUCUAAUUAACAAAGCUAAAAGACUUGUAGUAAUGUGGCAUGAAUCCAUAAUUAAAAUCUGGACCAUUGGUGAAGAUAUUAACUCUGAAAAAAAUUAUAAAUUGGUGUGUAAACUUACUCUAAAAGAUGAUCAAAAUAUUAAUACAUGUGCUUUAUCUCCGGAUGGUGAAGUUUUAAUAGUUGGUAGACCAUCUACCACUAAAUUAUUCCAUUUACAAACAAUGUUAAACAAAUUAAAGGUUACUAAAUUGGAUAAUGAUUACUUAUUGAAAACAGGAACAAAGUUUGUUAAAUUUAUUGAUAAUUCCAAAAUGGUUAUGUGUUCAACUGAUGAUGAAAUAUUUAGUUUAGAUUUAGAAGCUGAUAAUGAUGAAGAUCCAGAAAUUUUUGAAUUGCCUGAUCUACAAACAACGAAAAGCAGUAUAAAAAUUCCAUAUAUCAAUAAAGUGAACCAUUUAGAUGUGUCGACGACACAUGCUGUUGUAUCCCGUACUUGUGGUGCAGUUGAUGUGGUUGAUUUGACUACAGGUAAAUCAACACCUAUUGUACGUUUAAUGAACUUUAUUACAGCUGUUUCGUUCAAUAUCAAGAGAAAUACUACAAUUGUCGUUACAGCGGAAAAUAAGAUUUAUGAAUUUAAUAAUCCAGCAACACAAACUGAAGAGGAUGGUACGCUUUUGACUCAAUGGUCUAAGAAUAAUACUGAAAAUUUGCCCAAACAAAUUAAAAAUUUGAAAGAAAAAUGUCUUGGCAUUUUCAUCGAAGAAAAUAAUGCAGAUAAAGUUUGGUUUUGGGGGUCCACUUGGGUUUCAAGAUUUGAUUUUUCAAUUGACUUACCCAUUAAUAAGAGGAGGAAAGUUAAAAAGCAUACCCGUGAUGGAUUAACCGUUACCGAUGGAAGUAAUUUUAUGAAUGAUGAUGAAGAGGAUGAAGAUGUAGAUAUGGAUUUAGAAUAUUCGGAAAAUCUUUCGCAUCUACUAGAGCUAGAGCCAAGAAUAAAAAGUAAUGGUGGAAAUAAACAUGAUCAAAAUGCAUUCUUCAUUACCGAUAAAUAUAAACCACUUCUUUUCGCAGGUUUGUUGUCAGAUAAUGAACUGAUAGUUGUUGAAAGACCGACGAUCAUGCUAGCAGGUCAACCAAAGGCAUUUAAUUUACCAAAACUAAUGUUUUAG